This is a messenger RNA of Selaginella moellendorffii, 1068 nucleotides long. RefSeq lists its product as uncharacterized. NCBI's taxonomy places the organism in Eukaryota, Viridiplantae, Streptophyta, Lycopodiopsida, Selaginellales, Selaginellaceae. The transcript has 4 exons. Bases 44 to 871 code for a protein of 275 amino acids. The record is from RefSeq and is a predicted model, not a curated record.
UACGCGGGGGUUUUAGCUGCUCUGUUUUUCUAGGGUUAGGUCGAUGCUGCUACUGGCGCUAUGGGCGACGCUGGCGACGAUCGCGUCCACAACCGGAGAGAUAUGCGUCUCGCAAGGCAAUCGAUUCCCGAAAUUCUCCCUGGAGGGGUGGGCUCCUCGCAAAUCGCCCCGCGGCACAGACGCGCUGAAGCUGUGUAGGAUCUUCAGCGGCAGGACGUGCUGCACAGGGAUCCAGACGCAACACGCGCUGCUAGCACUGAGAAAUCUGGCCGUGAAUGGAGAGGGCGAUGAGGUGUGCCAGUCCGUGUGGGAAGUUCUCGAGUGCUCCGUGUGUCAUCCUCGGGUUGGAACUUCGCCGGGGCCUCCAGCGAUCUGCCAGGAUUUUUGCAAUGUGGUAUUCUCGUCUUGCUCCUCGGCAUUCUUCGCCAUGGAUCAACCCAAGCAAGCUCUGCUACCUUGCGGCUCGUCCGAGAUUAUCUGCGCGCAAGGAACGGAGUGGACAAGGAACAGUAGCCACUUCUGCGAGUUAGCCGGCUUCCGAGUGGUGGAACGCGCAAGCGGAGAGUUUUGCUACGAUGGAACGCCAGGGGAAUCACUGGAGAAGACGAGUCCAUCAAGCAAAGAUCAGAAAAAGAAGAAGCAGAAGAAGCAAGACAGAACGCCGAGUCCGGAAAGCCCGAGCAAGAAGUUUGAUCGCGCGUUCCUGAUGACGGACAAAGUUCUCUGGGCGGUCGCAGGCCUCGUUCUCACAGCCGGUGCCGUGCUCUUCAGGCAAAGAGGAUCACGAUCUCGGCAGCGUCGAGCCGCACUGAUGAAAUCACUAAAAGAGGCGAGAUCUUCACAGCAGGCGGCGUACGAUAAGAAAAGCUAAGCUUUUCUUGUGUAUUUUUACUUCUGUAAAGAUGCAUUUGUUAUUUGCAUCUCUAAAGACAUGGCGCGUCGACCUUACCAGGACUCAAAAGCGGAAGCUGUUGAUGCUUGGUUUGCAGCUUGUCAUGCCGAUUGUGGAAGAAGCUGCUGCCAUAGUUUCUUUCUUUAUAGCUGAACAGGAAGCAUUGCUUGAGAGUA